AUGGCUUUACCAUUCCCGGAUAUUCCUUGGUUGCAAGGAUUUGACAAGCCUUGUCGUUUUGAAGGCGAAGUUCGGGAUCUUAUUGUUCAUGGCGAGGUGCCAAGAGAAUUGGAUGGCACCUUCUUCCGUGUGAUGCCCGACCCGCAUAUCUCGCCUUCUUACUAUGAAAAUGGUACGCAUUACAUACCGUUUGAUGGUGAUGGGAAUGUCAGUGCUUUCAGAAUCAAAAAUGGGCAUGUCGAUUACAAGCAACAGUAUGUGAAGACGGAGAGGCUCAUGAAAGAGAGACAAGCACGCCAGUCUCUGUGGGGUCGAUACCAGAAUCCCUUUACGAGUCAUCCAUGCGUGAGGAGCGCCAUGGAAAGCACAGCGAAUACAAACGUCAUCUACUACAAUGGCAAUCUUCUUGCCUUGAAGGAAUAUACUCUUCCGUACUCACUCGACCCAGUCACUUUAGAAACGCGAGGGUACUGGAAUUUCAACGGUCAGAUAUCAUCCAGAUCAUUCACAGCCCACCCCAAAGUCGACCCGAAGACUAAAGAGCUUGUGUGCUGGGGUACACAAGCAAAGGGACCCGGAACACGAGAUUGCUGUUACUUUGCUUUUGGUCCAGAUGGUAAAAAGACUGAGGAGUGCUGGUUCCAAAAUCCAUUCUGCGGUUUUCUGCAUGAUGCCGGCGUAUCUGAGGACUUUAUCGCUCUGAUGCUGGUCCCAAUGCGCGUCGACAUGGGGAAAAUGGAGAAGGGGGGAUCGCAUUACUAUUAUGAUUUUGACCUGGAUCUACACUGGGGUCUAGUCCCUCGACGAGGUUCUGAUGCCUCAAAAGUCAGGUGGUUUAAGUGGAAAAAUAGUUUUCCAACCCAUACAGCGAACGCUUACCAGGAAAUCGGGCCCGACGGAGAGGCAAAGGUAUUUGUCGAUACCGUACUCGCUCAUGGGAAUGUCCUGCCGUUCUUCCCCGAGGAAAACCGCAAGAAUGAUUCACCAACGAUCGAAUCCCUCAAGUUUCGUCUGGUUCGUUUUUGCUUUGACCUGAAAGAUGAAAACCCUACAGAUGGAAGUUACAUCAAGGUUCCCGAUCCGGAAGUGCUUCUCGACAUUCCUUGUGAAUUCCCGCGUAUCGACGACAGAUUCCUGGGUCAGAAACAGAAACUUAUCUUUUGCGCUACCGUUAAACAAGAUAUGCAUUCGGACUCAAAGAGCCUGGUUGGAUCUGCCGGGCUGAAUACCUACACGAUGGUGGAUUUGUCCCUCGGGAAAGUGGAACAUUGUCCAUUUGGACCUAGUUCCGUAGUUCAAGAACCCUGCUUUGUUCCUCGGUCAGCCGACGCGCCGGAAGGAGACGGUUUUUUGAUUGGCUUAGUGAAUCGUCUGGAUACAAUGUUGACCGAACUGGUUAUCAUUGAUACCAGACAUUUCUCCAACCCAGUAGCCGUGGUAGAAAUUGGACUUCGGCUCAGGCAGGGCUUGCACGGUAACUGGGUCAAUGCAGCCGAUAUGGAGUAA
Molecule: messenger RNA, 1506 nt
Organism: Aspergillus tubingensis
Lineage: Eukaryota; Fungi; Ascomycota; Eurotiomycetes; Eurotiales; Aspergillaceae
Product: carotenoid oxygenase family protein
Exons: 1
Coding region: 1-1506 (501 amino acids)
Biological process (GO): carotene catabolic process
Molecular function (GO): carotenoid dioxygenase activity
Source: RefSeq, a predicted model, not a curated record